UUUGAGCUUUUGUUUGUAAGAGGCAGGGUCUCACUGUGCAGCCUGCCUUGGCAGCCUCCAGCUCAGCACCCUCCUUCUCUGCCUCUGCACUGUUGGGGUUGCAGGCAUCUACCCCCACCGUCCCUUCAUUAUACCAAAAUGAGACUUUAAUGACGCUGAAAAGGAAACACCUGUUGGCUGGAGCCAACGCUCAGCGUUUAGCAGCAAUGGCUGCUCUUGGCGGAGGACCCAGGUUCAGUCCCCAGCAUCCACAUAGCAGCCCACAAACAUCUGUAAUUCCAGUUCCAGGGGUUCUGAUGCCCUCUUCUGAAUCCCACAGGCACCAGCACAUGUGUGGCGCACGUUUAAUACAUUCAGGCAAAAUACACACGAAAAGAAAAUACAUUCUUAGUAAGGAUGCACUUGUGAAGGGUGUCUUCAGCGACUCAGCAGGGAGAUGGAGUAAAAACCAAUAACACGGAGGUUCCUGGGGAAAGGACGCUGCGGUGGGCUUGGUGCUCCAAGAAAUAUUUGGAAAAGCAAGAAAUUUCCGGUCAGGAAUGACGCUGUGCAGAAUUCCAGAAGUGGCUAAAGAACUGGCCAUGGUAUCCAGUAUUACUGACUCGAAAUGCCCUGUGUUUAACCAACCUGUCUGGAAGACUUUUGAGGUACGGAUUCUUGUGGACACCGGAAGCAGUAACUUCGCAGUGGCAGGUGCCCCACACUCCUACAUAGACACCUACUUUGACUCAGAGAGCUCCAGCACAUACCACUCCAAGGGCUUUGAGGUCACGGUGAAGUACACACAGGGAAGCUGGACUGGAUUUGUUGGUGAGGACCUUGUCACCAUCCCAAAAGGCUUCAACAGCUCUUUCUUGGUCAAUAUUGCCACUAUUUUCGAGUCUGAGAAUUUCUUUUUGCCUGGGAUUAAGUGGAAUGGAAUCCUUGGACUCGCUUAUGCUGCCUUGGCCAAGCCAUCAAGCUCUCUGGAGACUUUUUUUGAUUCCCUGGUGGCCCAAGCAAAAAUUCCGGACAUUUUCUCCAUGCAGAUGUGCGGGGCUGGAUUGCCAGUAGCUGGAUCUGGUACCAACGGAGGUAGUCUUGUCCUGGGUGGGAUUGAACCAAGUUUGUAUAAAGGAGAUAUAUGGUAUACCCCAAUUAAAGAGGAAUGGUACUAUCAAAUAGAGAUCUUGAAAUUGGAAAUUGGAGGCCAGAGCCUCAACCUGGACUGCAGAGAGUAUAACGCAGACAAGGCCAUUGUGGACAGCGGCACCACACUCCUGCGCCUGCCCCAGAAGGUGUUUGAUGCAGUGGUGGAAGCCGUGGCACGCACAUCUCUGAUUCCAGAGUUUUCUGAUGGCUUCUGGACGGGGGCCCAGCUGGCAUGCUGGACAAAUUCUGAAACUCCAUGGGCGUAUUUCCCUAAGAUUUCUAUCUACCUGAGAGAUGAGAACGCCAGUCGCUCCUUCCGAAUCACCAUUCUGCCGCAGCUCUACAUUCAGCCCAUGAUGGGAGCUGGUUUCAAUUAUGAGUGCUACCGUUUUGGUAUCUCCUCUUCCACAAAUGCGCUGGUGAUUGGUGCCACCGUGAUGGAGGGAUUCUACGUGGUCUUUGACAGAGCUCAGAGGAGGGUGGGCUUUGCAGUGAGUCCCUGUGCAGAGAUUGCAGGUACCACAGUGUCUGAAAUUUCUGGGCCCUUUUCCACGGAAGACAUAGCCAGCAACUGUGUUCCAGCACAGGCUCUGAAUGAGCCCAUCUUGUGGAUUGUGUCCUAUGCCCUGAUGAGUGUGUGUGGAGCCAUUCUCCUGGUUCUGAUCCUCCUGCUGCUGUUCCCGCUGCACUGCCGACACGCCCCCCGAGACCCUGAGGUGGUUAACGAUGAAUCCUCACUAGUCAGACAUCGCUGGAAAUGAAGAGCCUCAUCUGAACUCCAGCAGCCUUGAACUCAGCUCUUCUAAGAGGGAUGUCUCCAACUGGCUUCUCUGUCUGUUAGUCUGGAACUUCAGCCGGGCAUCUGAAGGCCUUCCAGACUCGCUGUAUCUUGAUUACUCUUGAUUUCCAAGUUUUCAGGUCUUUUCUACUUCAGAGAGAAAUGAUAAUAAAAAACACCUCAUUGUGAACCAAAA
Molecule: messenger RNA, 2105 nt
Organism: Rattus norvegicus (Norway rat)
Lineage: Eukaryota; Metazoa; Chordata; Mammalia; Rodentia; Muridae
Source: RefSeq, a predicted model, not a curated record